CGCCCCCGGCGGUCAGCUGGCAGAGUCUCGCGAGAUCAGGUCAGGUGACCGGGCUGUGCAUUCGGUGCGGCAGUGACGCAGCCGCCGGAAGUUCGGCACAAUGAGUUAUUCAGAAAAACCUGAUGAGAUCACAAAAGAUGAAUGGAUGGAAAAGCUUAAUAACUUACACAUCCAAAGAGCGGAUAUGAACCGUCUAAUCAUGAAUUAUCUGGUGACUGAGGGAUUCAAAGAAGCAGCUGAGAAGUUUCGGAUGGAAUCUGGCAUAGAACCCAGCGUGGACCUAGAGAGCCUGGAUGAGAGGAUCAAAAUCCGAGAAAUGAUCCUCAAAGGUCAGAUUCAGGAAGCCAUUGGGCUGAUAAACUCGCUUCACCCUGAGCUGCUGGAUACCAACCGCUACCUGUACUUCCACCUUCAGCAACAACACCUCAUAGAGCUGAUCAGACAGCGGGAAACCGAGGCAGCACUGGAGUUUGCACAGACGCAGCUGGCAGAGCAGGGUGAAGAGAGCCGGGAAUGUCUGACUGAAAUGGAACGAACUCUGGCCUUACUGGCAUUCGAUAACCCAGAGGACUCUCCUUUUGGAGACCUUCUAAACAUGAUGCAGAGACAGAAGGUUUGGAGCGAAGUCAACCAGGCUGUCUUAGAUUAUGAGAACCGCGAAUCCACACCUAAACUGGCAAAACUCCUCAAACUGCUCCUGUGGGCACAGAACGAGUUAGACCAAAAGAAAGUAAAAUACCCCAAAAUGGCUGACCUCAGCAAAGGGACAGUGGAGGAACCCAAAUAAAACCCUUCAUCAUCCCAAAUGGGACCCAGAAACAUCACCCUUCUUCAUCCUCCUGCAUUAACAGUCUGUGACUGCAAACCUUUUAACUAGUGUGCUGGAGGGCCCCUCCUUGGGGCCAUCUCCCUUUUUCUCUGACAUCGUUUCCUGUUUACAGAUGGUUCCAUGCGAGAGGCAUGGCAAGGAUGGCAGGAGGAAGAUUAUUAAACUCUGGUGCCUGCACAGACCCUGCGGUGCCUGGACCUACCAAGAAAGGUUUGGGUGCACAUCUACCACAAACUCUAGUCUAUGCAUCCGGCACAAAAAUUAGAAGUCUGUCCGUAUAUGCAGUGUUUUAAAACCGUAGCUGAGGAAAUUGAACGUUUCAGAAAUGUGUUCACGUUUAAGGAGUUAUCAUUUACUCCAUUCAUCUUGUCAGAGACCUCGGCAGCUAUUUUGGAAAUAGUAUUACAGGCCCGUUUGUUCUGUAAGCUAGAUUUCUCCAUUACUUACCUUGGCUUAGUGUUGGUUAACCUAUGGCACAAUGGCUUAUCAGAUUUCCCUUGAUCCUUAAUCAGUCACCUCUCGGGAAACGUAGGCUGUUACAGCUGCAGUGCCAAAACGGAUGCCUUCACUGCCUUAGCAAUUUUAUAGUCGUGUGACUUGUUCCAAGUUUAAGUUGUAAAUAAAGACUUUAAUUUUGGAAUUGUUCAUGCAGCUUCCGACAAAACAUCUAUAAAACUUAAAUCCCACUUUUUUUUGUGAACUAGAAAUUUGUAUAUUAUUUGUGGCCUCUGUAGUUCCCGCUUAAUAAAGUCAGAUGUUUGUGUUUCACCCUUCUGAUCUCUAAGAGCUAAGCAACGCUGGUUUAACUGUCAUAUUUUCACCCACUUAAUAGUCCAGCUUAAUGAGACUUUUUAUAAAAAAAAACAUUGAGUAUUAUCCACUUUGAAAAUAAUCCUAUUUAAGACUCCUGCUGCUCGCCUUUCUGAUAAAAUGUCUCUGAGGUUCACCAUUUCGCUUUCUUUAGUAGACUACCUUGAGUGCCAUUGUUGGUGUCGAAAUAAACCAGUUUAUAUACAGUAAACCACACAACAUUAAUGAUUUUGCAGAUUAUGCAAUAUAUAAUAAAAUCUGAAAAA
Messenger RNA from Pelobates fuscus (common spadefoot toad), 1905 nucleotides. RefSeq names its product GID complex subunit 8 homolog (gene GID8). NCBI's taxonomy places the organism in Eukaryota, Metazoa, Chordata, Amphibia, Anura, Pelobatidae. The record is from RefSeq and is a predicted model, not a curated record. Gene Ontology annotation, biological process: positive regulation of canonical Wnt signaling pathway; proteasome-mediated ubiquitin-dependent protein catabolic process. Gene Ontology annotation, cellular component: cytoplasm; nucleus. The transcript has 5 exons. The coding region runs from base 101 to 787 and encodes 228 amino acids. Gene Ontology annotation, molecular function: protein binding.